Labrus bergylta (ballan wrasse) is the source of this 2756-nucleotide messenger RNA. RefSeq names its product saccharopine dehydrogenase-like oxidoreductase. Lineage: Eukaryota; Metazoa; Chordata; Actinopteri; Labriformes; Labridae. Gene Ontology annotation, biological process: glycolipid biosynthetic process. The record is from RefSeq and is a predicted model, not a curated record. Gene Ontology annotation, cellular component: lipid droplet; mitochondrion; plasma membrane.
UAAGGAAGUAGAUAAAAGACGCACUGUCAAAACUGCACGCAGUUGUGUCUCAUCGUCGUCAGUCUGUCAGAGAGGUGAAGGUGUGGUUGUAAGCUCUCUACUCUGUUCGUUGUCAUCAUGGCUCGUGUUGAAACUUCUUCUAGCAGGCCGUACCACCUGGUGAUCUUCGGAGCCUCUGGAUUCACGGGACAGUUUGUGGUGGAGGAGGUAGCCCGGACCGUGUCCGAGGGUCCCAAAGGGAACCUGAAAUGGGCCGUGGCAGGCAGGAGCAGACAGAAACUGGAAAAAGUUCUGGAGCAGGCCGCCGGAGUCCUCAGUAAACCAGAACUGAGGGCAGAGGUGGACGUCAUUGUGGCAGAUGUAGGAGAACCAGACUCUCUGGCUGCCAUGUGCAAACAGGCUGUGAUUGUUCUCAACUGUGUGGGGCCUUACAGGUUCUACGGUGAGCCAGUGGUCAAAGCCUGUGUGGAGAAUGGAGCCCACCAUAUUGACAUCUGUGGAGAGCCUCAGUUUCUGGAGGGGAUGCAGUUGAACUACAACGACCAAGCAGCUGAAAAGGGUGUCUACAUCAUCGGGAGCUCUGGAUUCGACUCCAUUCCUGCAGACAUGGGAGUCAUCUUCACCAGGGAUCAGUUCAGGGGUACUCUGACUGCAGUGGAGAGCUUUCUAACUGUUGGCUCAGGACCAGAAGGCGGAUGUAUCCAUGACGGCACGUGGCAGUCAGCCAUCUACGGGUUUGCCGAUGGUCCGAAGCUCCAGAGUCUCAGGAGGAAGUUCAACCACAAACCUCUCCCUAUUGUCGGCUCCAAGAUGAAACGCAGGGGCACGCUGUUCUUCAGUAACGAGAUCCAGCAGUACACUGUGCCCUUCAUGGGCUCUGAUCCGUCUGUUGUGAAGAGAACUCAGCGCUUCCUGGUGGAGGAGCAUCAGGCCACUCCGGUUCAGUAUGGAGCUUAUGCAGGAAUAGGAGGUAUUGGGAACAUUUUCAAACUGAUGUUUGCUGGCAUGAUGUUCUGGUUCUUGGUCAAGUUCAGUUUUGGACGCAACCUGCUCAUCAAGCACCCGGAGUUCUUCUCCUUCGGACUCUUCUCAAAGGCUGGACCAAGCAGGAAGCAGAUGGAGGCUUCAUCAUUCAGGUUUGCCCUGUAUGGAGAGGGCUACACAGAAGGACAGGACCCCUCCCUGGGGAGACCUGACAGCAAGAUCCGCACAUUGGUUCAGGGACCAGAGUGCGGAUAUGUGGCCACACCCAUUGCCAUGGUACAAGCUGCUCUUACAAUCCUGAAUGAACCAACAGCCCUGCCCAAGACGGGCGGAGUAUACACUCCAGGAGCUGCUUUUGCCAAAACCACACUGAUCGACCGUCUGAACAAACAUGGCAUCCAGUUUUCUGUCGUCUAGAGUUUGUCUCCUCCCUGAUGCAUUACUACAGGUUUCUCUCAGUACUAAGUAACAACUGGAAAGUUUCCAUCUGAAAAAAAAGAGCUAUUUCAUUUUCAUUUUUUGUUAAAUUGGUUGAUUUGGCAUUCUCCUUUUUUCAUUUGGACACAAACUUGUCAGGAUUCCUUUGGCUUGAAUGUACUGUUAAUAUUCUGCAUGUAAGAUACGAAUAGCACAACCAGUUAAGAACUGUGGGUGAAAAAAACGCAGAAACCUUCCACUAACAUGAUCUCUGCUAAUAGAAGAUGCAUUUUGGCCAUGAUUUGGUUCACUGCUUUACUUCAACAUUGAAGUUUGUCAAGUUACAUUGUACCUCAUAUAAAUAAAUCAUUGGAUAAAAAACAGUUCCUUAAUAUUCUGAUAAAGUGGUAAUCAAAGAGGCAGCACAUAGAUGUCCCUCUCUAGUCAAUACAACAUCUGUAAGUGUCAUGUUGUAAACAGAAUAAAAAGUUCUCCUCUGCCACUUUAUUCAUUCAAUAAAUCAUCUGGGUAGAAAUAGACUCUUCAUUAUGUGCCACACCUUCAUAAUAACAUUUAGCUUUACAGAGAGGAUAUGGUUGGAUCUGAUUUACAAUCGUUUGAUUUAUGAUGAACGGCACAGUAGGCUGAUAGCUUCACAGUUUAAUAUUAUGCUGGAAGAAUAAAAAGCAUGUAAGGAGAAAGUAGAAAACCAAGCUGCUGUAAGUGUUUAAGAAAUGUAAACCAUCUUAAAGUGUUAUCCUUGUAACAUACAGUAACUUUAUAUUCACCAGACAUAACUCAUUGAGACGCACUAACAUUGUAGCAGCAAGUUUGUCCUUCAGGUUCAGUGAAGUGAAGCUGUCAACAGGAUAGAAACCUGCUCUGUGUGUGUGUGUGUGUGUGUGUGUGUGUGUGUGUGUGUCUGUGUGCAUGUUAGCCUGUCUCAGCCUGUUAAGCUGAAAAUCCUGACUGCUUUGUUUCAUGACAGUUUGUAGUCAGACUAUCACUAAAACAUACUUUCAAUGUAUUUUUCUUGUAGCUGAAUUUGACAGAAUUCUUUGAUAUCCAGUAGUUUCUUUGAGUUCUGGCAGAAUAGGCACAAAGUAGUUUUUUGCUCAAACAGCGUGAUGUGCAUGAUGCUGAAUUGAUCCUCUCUGCUUCUUUUUUUUUUUAAUAACUGAUUUAAAAAAAAAAAUCUGAAGUCAUGUUUUUGUCGACUGGAGUGGUUUUCUUCAUGUUAUCGAUCUCAGUUUGGACUUUUUUUUGCAUCAUGUGCACGUAAGCAGUUGCAUUAUGGUUUUGUUUUGGUGUGCUUUGCUUUGGACCUAAUAAAAGAAACCAACUCGGCCAAUGGA